Messenger RNA from Aphidius gifuensis, 2844 nucleotides. RefSeq names its product G patch domain-containing protein 1 homolog. Gene Ontology annotation, biological process: mRNA processing. The transcript has 3 exons. Gene Ontology annotation, molecular function: RNA binding. The coding region runs from base 168 to 2783 and encodes 871 amino acids. The record is from RefSeq and is a predicted model, not a curated record. Lineage: Eukaryota; Metazoa; Arthropoda; Insecta; Hymenoptera; Braconidae. Gene Ontology annotation, cellular component: nucleus.
ACUAAAACUCACCCGGUAAAAGACCUCCUAUCACUAAUACAGCGAUUUUUUUUGUUAUUUGUUUUUAUUUGUUGUUAAAUCAUCAACAUAACCUUUGAUGUGUGUUAUUAUCAAAUGAAAAUUAUUUAUAUUUAUUUAUUUAUAUUAAAUUAAUUGGCUGUGUAAAAAUGGGUGAAUCUGAUGAAGAAGAUUACGUGAGUUUUGGUUGUGCAUUAGAUCCACUGGACGAAGAUAAUUUGCCAAGAAAAAAACCAAUAACAAUUGAAGAACAAGUUGCAACAGAUGCUCAGGGUAGACGUAGAUUUCAUGGUGCAUUUACUGGUGGUUUUUCAGCUGGAUAUUUUAAUAGUGUUGGUACACGUGAUGGCUGGAGACCACAACAAUUUAAAUCAUCAAGAAGUAGUAAAGCAAAUAAUGUUGGUCAACGUCCAGAAGAUUUUAUGGAUGAAGAAGACACUGGUGAAUUUGGAAUAGCACCAUCAGGUAUACGUGCAACAAAUGAUUUUACUGAUCAUAGUAAAGGCACCAAACGUCAAAGAUCAACAACAAAUAAUGAUGGACCAAUUCCUGGUGUACCAGUAUUACAAGAUUUAUUAAAACCAAUAACUGAUACAGUUGGAGUUGUGUUAUUAAAAAAAAUGGGCUGGAAACCUGGACAAGGAGUUGGACCAAGAGUUACCAAAAUUCAAAAACAAAAAACACGUAAAAGAAAUGAAAAAAAAAAAAUAUAUGGUUGUUCAUUGCCUAAUCAAGAAGUUGAAACAACAAAAAGUUGUACAGAAAGUUCUGAAGAUGAUGAAGAUGAUGAUGAUGAUGGAGAAGAAAUUUUAUUUGCACCAGAUGAUUAUGAGCCUUUUCGAAGUAAUCCAAAAGAUAAUUUUUUUGGAAUUGGUUACAGUGGAUUAGAUAGACGCUCAGUACUUGGUCAUAUAAAUUUAUUUGGUGAUACGACAUUUAAAAUGCAAGAUAAAAAUAAAAAGUUAUCAAUACGAGGACAGGCAUUUGGUGUGGGUGCAUUUGAAGCUGAUGAUGAGGAUAUUUAUGCACGUGAAGAUAUGUCAAAUUAUGAUUUUACAUUGGGUCCAGCUGAGGCUAAAAAAAAGCUACAAAAAAGUAUUAAUUCUGGUGCUAAAUGUUUAGAAGGUUUUGUUUCUGCUAAAAAUUCAUUAGUUCAAAAAAAAUUAUUUAAGCCACCAGAAUUACCAAGAGAUUAUAAACCAAUUCAUGUUGUUAGACAGAGUAGAUUUUCACCUCAAAAAGUACCAGAAAAUAUUGAUGAUAAUCACAAACGUAAAGGUCUUGGUCGACAUGAUUUAAAUGCUGAAACAAGAUCAGCAAUUCUUGGUGAAUCAUCUAGGUCAUCACCGGUUGUUAAUAUCAUAACAAAAACAUUAAAUCUUUAUGGUAAAGAAAAAACAGAAGAACGAGCAAAACAAGAAUCAGCAAAAUUAAAAUCAUCAACAUCUUGGAUGGAUAAAUUAAAAACAACAAGAUUUGUUCGUGCAGGUGCUGAAGGAAACAAUGAUGAAGAAAAUAAAAAUCGUGUUCAAAUGACAAAGCCAUUUUCCGAUGAAGCAAAACAGAAACGUUUUGAAAAAUUUCAAGAAUUUAAUGCAGAAGAAAGACGAGAAAAACUUGAAAAAUUACAGCCAUUAUCAAUGACAGAUUGGGAGAGAAAUCAAGAGCUUCAAGACUUUGAUUUAGCAUUAAAAUUAUCUUGUAAAAAUAAUAAUGAUUCUGGACCAGUUGACAAUGAUGAUAAAUUAUCAAAAAUUGUAAUUGAUGAAGCACCAAAAGAUCCAAUGAUUGAAGCAGCAAAAUCAAAAAUGUUUGGUAAAUUAACACGAAGUCUUGAAGAAUGGCAACCAACGAGUAUUGUUUGUAAACGUUUUAAUAUACCAGAACCAAUGACUGGUUGUGCACCACAAGAUGUCAAGACAAAUAAAAGGUAUUCAGUAUUUGAUUCACUUACUUUUAUAACUGAUGAUAAAUUUAAAAAGGCAACUGAUACUUCUGGUAGCUAUGAAUUGCCAAAUAUACCCUACAAAUCAUCAAAUAAAAAUAUAAAUAACUCAAUGAAUAUACUUGACACAACUGACAUUGUUGCAAGUACAAGUAAUGAUAAUAAAAAAAUUAAUAACUUUGAAAAAUCAUAUGAAAAAGUAUUUGGUAGUUUAACAAAUGAUAAUCAAGAUAAUUCAAGUAAAGUUCAUGAAACAGCAACGAGUUCAUCUUCAGUUUCAUUAAAAGAUAAAAAUAAUGAGAAAAAAGAUUUAUUUAAAGCUAUUUUUUUAAGUAGCAGUGAUGAAGAUUCAGACAAGAAUGAUGGUGAUGAUGAUGAUGAUAAUGAUGUUACUAGUGAUGCAAUAAAAAAUGUGUUAAUUGGUAAACCUGCAAAUGUUGUUAACAUUGAAAGAAAUAAUUCACCACCUCGUGGUAUAUUUGCAAAAUUAGAUCUUGAUAAUUUAUUAAAACCAGAUAAAAAUUUAAUUAAAGCUAAUGAUAAUACUGACAGCUCAAAUGAUCAAUUAAAUUUACAAAAUAAUGAUCAAAUUGACAUUGACAUGUAUGGUCCAGUAUUGCCAAAAAAAUUACCAGAAAUAGUUUAUGUAAAUAUUGAAAAGCAAGAUAAAGAAAAAUAUAAAAAUCUCUUAACAAAAUUAAAUAAUUCAAUUGAAUGGGUUGAAAAAACAAAAGAUAGUAAAAAAAUUAAAAAAGAUAAAAAAAAACAUAAACAUAAGGAUAAAAAACAUAAACAUAAAUCGAAAAAAAGUAAAAAAUAAAUUAUUCAUUUGUUUAUAUAUAUAUAAUUUUAAAAUAAAAAACAAUUUUUUCAUUAAUAAA